Messenger RNA from Musca domestica (house fly), 634 nucleotides. RefSeq lists its product as uncharacterized. The transcript has 3 exons. The record is from RefSeq and is a predicted model, not a curated record. Lineage: Eukaryota; Metazoa; Arthropoda; Insecta; Diptera; Muscidae. The coding region runs from base 35 to 634 and encodes 199 amino acids.
CCCGCAGUAAAAAUAAAUUGUUUAUUGUAAAGAAAUGUCGAAACAGCGUAAAUAUUUUAUAAUAUUUUUAUUUCUUCUGCUACAUCACUCUUCGGUGGAUGGCGCGCGCUUUGAGUUUAUUCUGGAUAACGAUAGAAUUUUCGAUGAUUGUACCCACAUACCAGGAUCGAAAGGUAUGGACCAUUUGUUGGAUUUUAAAGAGUUGCAUAUGGAAUUUCAAGACGGCAGGGUGGGCAUUCGAGGAAAUUCCACCAAUGUCUGGGAAGGUGUCAAGUCAACAGAUAUAGUUCAAGGCCAUGGUGAGUUGCACAAAUUCCAGCGUGGUGACUGGCAGCCAACUCCCAUACUAAUGGUGGCGAUGGACUUUUGUAAGGUCCAAUUUGAUCCCAAAACCGAUUGGUAUCAAUUGUGGACGAAAAAUGUACCAGAACACGAACGGAAAUGUAUUAAUACUUAUGGGCAAGUCUACCACUACAAUGACUUCACGGUAGAUACGGUGUUCGAUUUUCCGGCCAACAUGGAGGGUCGUUAUAAAUUGGUCACCCGAUUUCGGGCAAUGGAUCCAGUAACACUACAAUAUCGACCAAGUGAAAUAUGCUAUCAAGUAUUGGGUGAAUUUAUUAAGUUGAAGUGA